GCCUUUGACAUGCACAAGUUCUACACGGCCACUGAGGCACGAGAGGGUGCACAGGCGAUCUGCAAAAUCCUGAAGGCUUGCUUGGAAUGGUGGAAAGUGGAGGGUGUGGAGAUCCUUGACAGGGUGCCGCAAGAGGCAGUUGAGGAGGAUGAGAAGACCCUGGAUAGAUAUCUUGGCUACAUUCUGGGAAUGGAAAGAGGGGACUACAUUUUCAAUGAUAUGCAUGCUGAUAUUCAGAAAGAGUGGAAGCAGGCGAAACAAGAGCAUGAAGUCCAGUUGAGGAGUCUACAGAUCGUUCCAGACCAGGAGAUCGGGCUGCCUCAGCGUCAAUUGUCUGAGUCUGUGUAUGUGGCAACUUACAGGGGCAGGGAACAUGCGGUGAAAAGUGGCAAUCGAAUGGACAACGUUGGAUUCGCAAGGUUCUACACUGAGGCAGCAGUGAUGGGGCGCAUACAUUCACUAUCUGUUGCCCGCCUGUUUGCUGUGACUCGUUCAGGAAAGCUGGUGAUGGAAAAGGGGGAGAUGGACAUCAUGACAUGGUUCUGGCAGCACAAGUCGCAGGGCCUGAAGUUGAAGCUCAGGCUUUUGCAUGAUGCGGCCCGAAGCUUGAACGAGGUCCACUAUGCAAAGCUUGUCCACCGUGACAUCUGCACCAAGAAGUUUGUUGUGUUUGGCGGAGGCCAGCCCGAGGUGAAGCUGGUGGGGUUUGGCAAGGCGUUUGCCACUGGCAACAUCACGGGGAAGAACACUGUGAGGAAGCAUGGCAAGAUCACAUUUGCGGCCCCCGAAAUCUUUGAGGAGAAGCCGUGUGACCUGAAGAGUGACAUAUACAGUUUCGGCAUCGUGAUGUAUGAGUUGAUAGGGGAGACCUUGCCCUAUGGCAGGGGGGCCACAGAUGCAAAGGUGAUGGCGAUGAAGAGAAACGGCGAGCCACCUUCUGACAUUCCUCCUGGUAAGUGUCCUGAUGGGCUGCUGAACUUGAUGGCAGAGUGCUGUGCCGUCGAUCCAGCUGCCAGGCCAUCAUCGAUGGAAGAAGUGCAGCAGCGGCUGACCAAGUUGGUGGACCAGCAGGUGGAUUCCGUGCAGAAGCUGCAUGCAAUGAUCGAUGAAAUAGGAACAAUGCUGCAGAAUGCCAGAUACAAUGUGAACAUGCUGGCGUUUUUGCAUGCCUGCAUGACAAAGGCAAAGAAUGUGUACGAGAUUCCAAAACGUCCACAAGAUUGGAAGGACCUGGUUGGGGCUAUCAAGGAUGGGAUGGAUCUUGUGGCACGGCACACCCAAGAAUUCAACCUGCGAAACUAUUACACAGUUGACGAAACGCUGUACUUGGUUAACGGCUGUUGCACCGACAUUCUGAGAUCGGCUGACCAGUUUGAGGGAAAUAGUGCAUCUGACACAGAGAGAAGUGUUCCAGGCUCCACCGCAGAGAAGGAUAGGAAUUUCUUGGAGCAACAUCUCGGGUUUGUGGUUAGGGUUUUGGAUCAUGACAGUGUUAAAGAUGGAGGAUUCCUUGAGGAGUGGGAAACUGCAAGGUCGCGGCUAGAGAAGCAAGUUAGGGAUGUGCAACGGAUCAGCAGGACUGAUGUCGACUGGAAAGGAAAGACAAAGAUUGCAGCUGGUGGUGAGGGUACAGUUUACAAGACCAGAUGGAAUGGCAGAGAAGUGGCUCUGAAAGUGCCAAAGGAUUCAGAGUCUCACCACACCAUGCUAGCGGAGUUUUGGGCGGAGACCGCACUUAUCGCAGAACUAAAACAUGAGCACGUCGUGCCUGUACUGGCCAUGUGUGGUGGCGUUGCAAACAGCAGUGGUAACGAUUGCACACCCUUCCUGGUCAUGGAACUGGCAACCGAAAAUCUGGGUGCCUGGUACAAACGACAGGGCCUUGAGGCCUGGGCGUUGAAGCGCAACGUGUUGCUUCAGGCCGCAAAGGGCUUGCACCAUUUGCACAAACAUUGCGUGGUCCAUAGAGACAUCAAGCCAGAGAACAUCCUUAUCUUCCCUGGUGGCGGGGACGGCUGCCCAAUCGUCAAGUUGUGUGACCUGGGGGUGGCUGUCGGGCAAACAGCGGAGUGGAGGAGAAGAACAACCAAGAAAUGGCAGCCUGGAACGGAGGAGUACAAAGCUCCUGAGCUGUUUGAUGGCAAGCGAAGCAGCCCCGAGAGCGACGUCUACAGUUUUGGAAUAGUGCUGAUCGAGGUCGUGGCGAAUUGUGAACAUCAUCUGUACAAGGGUCACUCUGGACGGAGCGCGAAAUUGGAUGGCAAAUUGCCCUGCGCGAUUCCUGAUACCUGUCCAGCGGACCUCAAGGACCUGAUCCAAAAAUGUCUAGAUGUCAAUCCUGAUAAAAGACCGUGUAUGGAAGAGGUGAAGGAAGUCCUGCAUAGAAAGUGA
Molecule: messenger RNA, 2391 nt
Organism: Ostreobium quekettii
Lineage: Eukaryota; Viridiplantae; Chlorophyta; Ulvophyceae; Bryopsidales; Ostreobiaceae
Source: the annotation of a GenBank genome assembly